This is a messenger RNA of Formica exsecta, 1149 nucleotides long. RefSeq names its product integrator complex subunit 7-like. Bases 148 to 1116 code for a protein of 322 amino acids. NCBI's taxonomy places the organism in Eukaryota, Metazoa, Arthropoda, Insecta, Hymenoptera, Formicidae. The record is from RefSeq and is a predicted model, not a curated record. The transcript has 6 exons. Gene Ontology annotation, biological process: snRNA 3'-end processing. Gene Ontology annotation, cellular component: integrator complex.
GCGGGCUGAAUCAAAGAACUGAAAUAAAGAUAACAAAUAAAUAGAAUAAAUAAUUAAUUAAUUACACAUUUGAUAAUUUUUCUAUAUACCUUGGUAUUUUGUUAAAUCUACUUUUGCAGACUUUAUUGUAAUUUGUACUGUGAAAAAAUGAUUGGAAUGAGAAUGAAUGCGUUUAAUGAUACUGGUCUUGGAGAACCCGAACAAGAUGCAAAUACAGCGCUUAUAGAGCUUGAUAAAGGUUUACGUUCUACUAAAACUGGAGAACAAUGCGAAGCUAUAGUACGUUUUCCUAGAUUGUUUGAAAAGUAUCCAUUUCCAAUAUUGAUAAAUUCGUCUCUUUUGAAAUUGGCUGAAGUAUUUCGCACUGGCAGUAAUUUUUUACGAGUAUGGGUCCUAAGGGUGUGUCAGCAGAGCGAAAAGCAUCUUGAUAAAAUCUUGAAUGUGGAUGAAUUUGUAAGGCGUAUCUACAGUGUUAUACAUUCAAAUGAUCCAGUUGCUAGGGCCCUUACUUUGCGUACAUUAGGCAGUGUAGCUGGUAUUAUUCCUGAAAGACAACAAGUACACCAUAGUAUAAGAAGAUCCUUGGAUUCUCAUGAUUCAGUUGAAGUAGAAGCUGCAAUAUAUGCUGCCCAAAUGUUUGCAGCACAGUCUAAGUUGUUCGCUGUAUCAAUGUGCAGUAAGAUUUCCGAUAUGAUUAGAGGUCAAGCUACACCCGCCUCGAUGAAAUUGCAGCUUAUACCAAUUCUACAAUACAUGCAUCAUGACAUUUUUACAGCAUCAAUGGUAAAUGAAUUAUGUAUGGAGCUCCUUGCAAGUUAUCCAGCAGCUGAAUUUGUUAGAGUCACUCUGAGUGCACUAAGUACACUGGCCUCUGCAACAUUAAUAGAUGUGCCACAACAGGUUGUGUUAUUAUUACGCUAUUUGCAAGAUGAUCCGAGAUUGUCCGUAAAACGUCACGCCUUACAUCUUCUGCAUAGUUUAGCGAGAAGAGGAGCGCAUCUCUGGCCGCAGGGUGCUCUUAGUAAUUUAAUUGAGAGUACCACGACACUUUUGCAAGAUGGUGCAGGACAUACAGAUCUUCUUAUACGCACUUUAGAUGUAAUUGAGGUCAGUUAAAUCAAUAAAGAUCACAUUCAGUUGCAAAAAUUU